This is a messenger RNA of Papilio polytes (common Mormon), 6450 nucleotides long. RefSeq names its product chaoptin (gene chp). NCBI's taxonomy places the organism in Eukaryota, Metazoa, Arthropoda, Insecta, Lepidoptera, Papilionidae. Bases 787 to 4767 code for a protein of 1326 amino acids. The transcript is spliced from 25 exons. Gene Ontology annotation, cellular component: extracellular matrix. The record is from RefSeq and is a predicted model, not a curated record. Gene Ontology annotation, molecular function: protein binding.
CAUUCUAGGGGCUCUCAUACAUGCAUUUAAGAAAGAAACUAGCUGAUAAUCGACAGUCAUUCUCUUACAUUAAUUGUUGCUGUUAUUGGAACUACUAACUUAAAUUAAUGCGUUUUUGUAGAGUGCGGUAGUUCAAGAUAAAAAUGUGAAUCGACUGUGAAAUUACAAGAACCGUCUGCAAUCCAUUCAGUGAUUGUGCCAGGAGCGAAGUGUACAGUUGGCAGUUUUUGUUCGUAGCCUCGAUUCAAAGCGAAGCCUUCGGGGCCUCGGAAUAAAAGGAUUGUGGAUUUACAUCUACCUACCUGUUUUACAUUGUUCAGUUCUCACUGAGCUUGGACUUGAUUAUUGUUAGCAUAGAACUCGAUAGCAUGAAAAUUUUAGUUCCGAUCUAAGCUUCUAAGUUUUAUUACCACUCUAAAUCUAUCUUUUUGAGGUUACCUUUAAUCGUCGAAUAGUAAUGAUCAGUAAAGAGUCCUAUUAAAAGAAAACGUUCCAUCAAAACAUUUGAAAAGCAAUAAUAUUCCAAUGCUCAUUGGGGACAAUGUCAUUUAACUCUUUUUCUUUUUCAAACGAGAACUGUUGGCGCGGUGGCAGCGCAACGCAAUUUGCUGAAACGGGGUCGUAGCGGAGUUAUGCGGAGGUUCCUGCUAAUUAAGCUUUUCCGAUGGACUCAUGACGUCAUGCGACAUCACUGAGCAUAGAAGACGCGGUCGGUGUUAGCAGAGACGGUGUUAGUGACGCUGGUUAACCCCAGGGUGCUGGACGGAUACAGGCUCACAGAGUUUGAUGGCGAUAAUCAAGUUUGGCUACAUGCUCGUCGUUGUCACAUUACUCCUGAUGAUAUGGGCCUCUUUGGCGAGAGCAUUAGAAAUACACGUGGACACUGGCCAUCCGCCGUGUCUCUUCCAAGCGCUCUGCACGUGCUCGAAGCCUGCGGGCGACCUGGGCAUAGUUACGUGCAAACACGUACCCAUCCUCAGGGUGCCCGCAGCCGUCAACAGUUCCAAAGUAUUCACGCUACAACUCACGGGGAACAAGAUUAGAGACCUGGAACCACAGUUUUUUCAAACGACAGGUCUCUACAGACUGGCGAUAAACCAGAACCCCUUGGAGAGUGUACACGAGGAAGCGUUCUACGGACUUGAUAAUACAUUAUGGGAACUGGAACUGAAAUACGACAAGUUGACGGCGGUGCCGAGCAGGGCGCUGAGAUAUCUACAGAAAUUGAGGUUGCUGGAUCUGACGGGCAACGAAAUAACGGACAUAUCUGGUGACAACUGGCGAGGUCUGGAGAACACUCUGCACACGCUGGUCCUGGCCGAGAACUCAAUCACCAGCUUACCUCUGGACGCAUUCUCCGGCCUGCCCGUGCUCGAAGUACUCGACCUGCACGGAAACAACUUGGCUGUCAUCGAUAGCGGGGUGUUUAGAGAUGGAAUGAAUAGACUGAAUAAGCUUCUAUUAAGUGAUAACCAACUCUCGUUGAUUCCCUACGAGGAGUUGGCUCCACUCCGCCAGCUGAGAUACCUGGACCUUUCCAACAAUGUGAUCAAACAAGUGCCUCCCACCCAUGAUUUAAACGGAGUUACAUUGUCCUUGGACACUUUAAAAUUGGAUCACAAUCUCAUCGGGACUUUAAUGCCCGGCUCCUUCAAAUACUUUAAUGUAUUGAACUCCACAUCUUUGGAUGGGAAUCCUAUUUACUCCUUGAGGGAAGAUGCGUUCAGAAACGCAAAGAUAAAAUCCCUUUCCCUUCGCGACUGCAGCAUUUCGGAUCUAUCGCCGGCGUCAUUCGCGGGAUUAGAGAACAGCCUGCAAAGUUUGGAUCUCUCUGAGAAUAACCUCACCAUGCUGUCAAAGAUAAUGCUUAAUAAAUUAGAUUCACUUAGAUUGCUGAACUUGAGAGAGAAUAAGGUGGACAGCAAUUUACUCACAACAAACAAUCCAUCGGAGUUUACUCCUACUACUUUCAAUAACUUCCAAUAUAAAUUGUUUUAUUUGGAUAUAAGCGGUUCGUCGUCAUUGGAAACCAGUUUACAGGAUAUAAGGAAAAUGAGAUCAUUGAGAUAUCUCGCUGUAAGUAAAUUAAUUAGAAGGAGUAUCAGCGCUGAAGAUUUUCUCGAAUUCGGUGUGGAGCUUGAAGAUCUAAAAAUAUAUGGAAGUACGAUAAAUAAGAUAGAAGCAAGCGCAUUCCAGUACGUCAGAACGAUCAAGACUUUAGAUUUAUCUGAAAACAACAUUGAUUAUAUCGACCCUUUCGCAUUUGCUGAGCUCCACAGUUUAACAACUCUUAAAAUGGCAAACGGUUUAGAUGACUCGGUCAAAAUACUCCCAUUUGAACCCUUAAAGGCGCUCAUAGAUCUGCAAUACUUAGAUUUAAGUAAUAACAAAAUAAAAAACGUUCCGGAUACAUCUUUUCAUUUCUUAAAUAAGUUGAAAAUGCUUAAUCUGCAAGAUAAUUCGAUAGACCAUUUCUCCAAAGGAACUUUGCAGGGAGACAUACAUAAAUAUUUGGAGAGCGUUUGUUUGUCUCUGAACCAAAUGACUCAAAUAGCGCAACAUACAUUCGUGGACUUGAGAGAACUGCAGGAAGUUUUGAUUGAGGACAAUCAAAUUGAAAACAUUCAGAGACGUGCAUUCACUAGUUUAGAUAACUUGAAAGUUAUCAAACUCAGGGGAAAUAGGAUUAUUGAUAUAACUGAAGAAGCAUUCCAAAAUCUACCCGCUCUGAAGGAAUUGGAUGUAUCGUUUAAUCGGUUGGAAACUUUCAAGUUCUCCAUUUUCGAUCAAGUGGGAUCCGCCACUGCGUUGAAAGUCAAUGCCUCUUACAACCGCAUUACAUCGCUCACAGACUCGAAUGCACCGACAUUCUUUUCAUCUAAUUUUUAUCCACCACCAAAACCUCAAAGUAUGGGAACGGUUACGGUUAAUAUACGAGUAUUGGAUUUCUCUCAUAACAACAUCACAUACAUCGCGCCGUAUUACUUCAGGCAUGCCGAUCUGACACUAUCAGAAUUGUAUCUAUCACAUAACUUGCUUAGAAAUAUAACGAGGGAAGUGUUUGGGUCAAUGCUGAUGCUGCAAUAUCUAGAUUUAUCUCAUAAUCAAAUAUAUCACAUGGAAUACGAUUGCUUUAAGAAAGUUAAAAACCUCCAGAUUGUCGAUCUAUCCCAUAACGACCUUAUUGAAAUGCCGAUAGAAGUUUUCCACGAGAUGUUGGCGUUGACUUCUGUUGAUUUGUCAGACAAUCGUAUCAAGAACUUGGCUGACAACCUCAUUAUAUCCCCGUCAAUUGAAAGAUUGGACUUAUCGAAUAACGAUUUAUCAAGAGUCCCAACUAACUGUCUAUCUCAUGCAGCUGCUGGUAAUUUGGUAGAAUUGGAUCUCAGUGGAAAUACAAUUCCUGCAGUUUCUAUCACAGAUCUGGUCCAAAGAUUCAGGAGCCCCGACCAGGACUACUGGCCCGAGGACCACGACGACUACAACGACGAAUAUAUGUACCACACCGCUAGACGGGAUCACACCAGAGUUUUCCAUCAAAAAAAGCAAUUCCCGCAGAAUAUUUUGUACAAGUCCCUAGCAUGGUUGGAUUUAUCCAAUAAUCACUUGGUCCGUGUCGAGGGCGGAUCAUUCGGUGCGUUACCGAGACUGCGUUGGUUGGACUUGAGUAACAACUCUCCUUUUAACCCAAGCGAGCGUGUCAACACAAUGUUCAAGGGUUUAGAACGAAGAUUAUCUCAUUUAGGUUUGAAGAACGUUAGCUUAGUAUCUAUUCCAUCAAUGGCGUUAUCAAAAUUAAAAAGUUUAGAUCUAUCGUAUAACAAUUUACCUUCGAUAUCACCAGAGACAACAGGCAACUUGACUAGACUAAGAGCUUUAGAUUUAUCUUACAAUGACUUUACAAAAGUACCAGAAGCAACACAUUCGCUGACCAAUCUCCGUUGGCUCUCAUUAUCAGGGAAUCCUAUCACAGCCUUGAGGAAUACCAGUCUUUACGGAGUUUCACCACGUUUGGAAUAUCUGGAUAUAACGCGACUUCGUCUAAAUAUUUUAGAGCACGGUGUAUUGAGUAAAAUGUUUAGUUUGCGUACACUCAAAGUGAAUGUGUAUCCAAGUGUAAGAGAUUUCAACAUACCACAAUUGGUAACAUAUAAUGCUGCAUUAGAAAACCUACAAAUCGAAGUUGACGAUCCACAAAUAGACCUUGGUAAAGAGAUGACCGGGGAUUUGCCCGGCAAGCUGAAUAAUAUAACAUUAACUGGAAGAUCUUUGAAGUUUAUAUCUCAAUAUUUGCUGAGUGGAGUGCAAUCAAAGGUCUUACGACUGACUAUACACAACACUAGCGUCGAGGACAUUUCGAGCGAGGUAUUCUGGAAGCCAGGACGUAUUAAGAACUUGACUUUGGAUCUUAGAUAUAACAGAUUGGCUAGAGUACCUAAUCCAGCUCAAAAGGAAUGGCCUGGCGUACCCAACCAAUUGUUCCUCCAUGAUAUAUUAGUAGCUGGAAAUCCUCUUGCCUGCGAUUGUGGAAUUGGAUGGAUUGAAGCUUGGGAUCGUAAGAGAAGACAAUACCUUUGUGACAGUCCUUCAGACUGUGAAGCGACGCGAGACGAUGUAAGAUUCUCCGUCUGUCCGUUGUACAGCAAUCGAACUUUAAUUGACGUACUAUCAAAGGAAUUAGACUGCAGUUGGAGCCGAGGAUUUUUGUUGUCACCAAAUUUAAUCGUUAUUCUCUGCAUGUCGGUUUUGACAUAUCUUUAUAUCUGAGGACUGUUUUGGCUUCUAGGAAUUUACGAAGAGUUUUAUAGAAUACUGUCAACGGUUUAUACAUUUUGAGAAGUGAUAAGGGAAAAUCAGAGAAGGAUGUUAACAGACUUUAGUAUAUAAUUUCACUUACCAGAUAUGAGUGAGACGUUGAUAGUUAAACUUCGGAUUGUAUCGUUAUAUGGCCUAGUAGCGUUUCUGUAUAAACCAAAAUCUAGUUAGUGUUUUUGAUGGAAUCCUAAGACUACGCGAGAUUCGGUGAUUAUAAAAUUGUACAAUUGGUAUUAGGAAUGGAUAUUAUGAGGGAUAAGAAGCCAAGAAAAUUUGUUAUUGGUUUAAAAAUAAUCGCAUGAUCUUUAGAGAUUCAAUCUAUUUAUGUUAUUGUUGAGAUUUUGCCCCUUUAUCGUGCACUUUUUUGUUCCACUUUAAUAUACAGAGUGUUUUGCUUUUUUCAAUGUUCAAGAUCUACACAUUUUGUGCACUGUCUGGUUUUAACGAUUUUCUUAAUAUUUCGAUCAGAACGCGUAAAGUAAAGACUAAGAUCAAUGUAUUAUAAGUAUCUGGAAGUGCACUUAAUGUCAUGUAGAUAUUGCAUUUAAUUCGAAUUAAGAUUAGUUGAAUUGAAAGCAAUGACUUAAUUAUUAUUCUCUAAGUAGACUGCAUUCGCUCGAAUGAUAUGUGUUCGUCCAUUAUUAAUAUUAACAAUAUAAUUUAUAGAUGUAUUUGUUUGUGUAUUAGGCUUAACUAGUUAUAAUCAUAACGGAUCAAUGUAAAAUAUCCCUAAUAGUUGUUAUUUUGUUUUACCAUAACUAAAUAUUAUACGGCUGUUACGUCUUUUUUCGGUGACGGUAUCGACCAGUUUCAGACCCUGCGGGUCUUUCAAGGCGAGGGUUAAUGCGGUUGUGUGUCGGUCGCGUCGCGCCAGUGCGAGGACCUCCGCAGGGUCUGAAACUGGUCGGUGCCGUCACCGAAAAAAGUAGACUUAACAGCCGUAUUAUAUUUAGUUAUAAAAUGUCUUACAAAAGUUUAUAUAAUUUUAUUGUUUGACACUUUUUAAAAUAUAUUGUCUAUAUAGCUACACCUUUUACCUUUCUCUGUUUGAAUUGGUGUUGUAUUUUUCAAAUCUCUUCUUAUACAAUUACAAAUUAGUUAAGCUAUCGGUAAAAUUUAAAACUUCGUUGUUUUCUUCAAAGUUUAUCUGGUUAUUAAAUUAAAUAAAUAUUUUAUAACAUAUUCGGUAGCUAACGUUCUAUAUUGUAUGCUGUAAUUUGUCUUAUAAAUCUUUGAUAAAUUAGAUUCGACUGAAAAAAAUUCUCUCUGUUUCAAUUUCUUAUAGGUUUCUGUUCUUUAUUUUCUCCUAUAAAUCUUUCUGAAUCAGUAGUUGUAUUGUGUUAGAGUGCACGCUAGAUACGAUAAUUGCACCUACAAUUGAUUGCAUAGAAUUAAUUCUGUAUUUCCAAUAUUUCUGUACAUUUAACGAGUGAAUCAGAUACCUCUUCUUCAGUGGUCCAGUCUGAAUAUAUGGUGUCAGGCCUACAUUAAGUGCCUAUUUCCACUGAGUCCCACCUUCACCCAGUGAUCAGCUUCUUAGCGGAAAAAGGCACUGAGAUAUUUGUUUUCAAUACCAUUCCAUUUUUAAACUAACUAAAAUGUAAACUUUCGUAUUUGUUAAGAUUUAAUAUUGUU